Messenger RNA from Caenorhabditis remanei, 756 nucleotides. RefSeq lists its product as uncharacterized. The transcript has 2 exons. Gene Ontology annotation, biological process: ribosome biogenesis; snoRNA guided rRNA pseudouridine synthesis. Gene Ontology annotation, molecular function: box H/ACA snoRNA binding. Bases 1 to 756 code for a protein of 251 amino acids. Gene Ontology annotation, cellular component: box H/ACA snoRNP complex. NCBI's taxonomy places the organism in Eukaryota, Metazoa, Nematoda, Chromadorea, Rhabditida, Rhabditidae. The record is from RefSeq and is a predicted model, not a curated record.
AUGAGUUUCCGUGGACGUGGUGGAGGCGGCGGUGGAUUCCGAGGAGGUCGUGGCGGUGACCGUGGUGGCGGUGGCUUCCGUGGUGGACGUGGCGGUGACCGAGGUGGUGGCGGCUUCCGUGGUGGUCGUGGCGGCGGUGGUCGUGGUGGAUUUGGCGGCGGAGGUCGCGGAGGUUAUGAUCAAGGACCGCCAGAUGAGGUUGUGAUCGUCGGAGUCUUCUCCCAUCAAUGCCAGGAUGAUAUUGUUUGCAAUAACACCAGUGGAAAGAUCCCAUAUUUCAAUGCUCCAAUUUACUUUGGAAAUAAGGAACAGGUCGGAAAGAUUGAUGAAAUUUUUGGAUCUCCAGGAGAGAAUGGAUUCUCUGUAACACUAUCCCAAGGAGUGAAAGCAUCGUCAUUCAAAACCGGCUCCGAGCUCUAUAUUGAUCCAGGAAAGCUGUUACCCGUCGAACGAUUCCUUCCACAAGUUGGCGGCGGUCGUGGACGAGGUGGACGUGGACGUGGUGGAGACAGAGGCGGUCGUGGUGGAGAUCGCGGAGGUCGAGGGGGAUUCGGAGGCGGUCGUGGUGGCGGUGGAUUCGGUGGCGGCGGAUUCCGAGGUGGAAGCCGUGGAGGUUUCGGCGGUGGAGAUCGCGGAGGCUUCCGUGGUGGACGAGGAGGCGGAGACUUCGGUGGACGUGGACGAGGAGACUUCAAACGAUCGUACGAUGGCGGUGGUUUCGGAGGAGGAAACAAUAAACGAACCAAGUUCGAUUAA